Molecule: messenger RNA, 494 nt
Organism: Diabrotica balteata
Lineage: Eukaryota; Metazoa; Arthropoda; Insecta; Coleoptera; Chrysomelidae
Source: the annotation of a GenBank genome assembly
GUCGUGCUUUGUAACAAUCAACACUAGCAAAAUGAAUACAUAUUGUGUGAUUUUUUUCUUGGCUGUUGCAUUCCUAAGCGGAAUAGAGAGCAUAUCAGAAGCUGAAAAAGCCAUGAUGUUCGCACUACAUCAAAAAUGCUUACCUAUCUCUGGAGCUACUGACGAAAUGGCCAACCAAGCAAUGACAGGGGAGUUUCCAGAAGAUCCUGCCUUUAAAGAACACGUAUACUGCAUGUCUAAAGGUUUUGGAUUCUUUAACGAAAAUGGUGAAGUAAAUACAGUUGCAGUGGAAGCUGAAUUGAACAAGAGAAUUCCAGACCCAGACCUAAGGGAAGAAGUUAAAGCAAAAUGUUUAGUAAUGAAAGAAACUCCACAGGAAACUGCUUUUCAAACUGCUAAAUGUAUGUUUGCUUAUAAAGAUCAACUUAUGUAAUUAUAAAUUAUUCUACAAUCCGAUAUGUUAUAUAAAGUUUAAAAUAAACGAAAAUAAAUAA